Molecule: messenger RNA, 1155 nt
Organism: Penicillium taxi
Lineage: Eukaryota; Fungi; Ascomycota; Eurotiomycetes; Eurotiales; Aspergillaceae
Exons: 1
Coding region: 1-1155 (384 amino acids)
Biological process (GO): regulation of transcription by RNA polymerase II
Cellular component (GO): nucleus
Molecular function (GO): transcription cis-regulatory region binding
Source: RefSeq, a predicted model, not a curated record
AUGGGAUUGGGUGGUCAUGGAAACCCUGACUCGCCGCCUCUACGACCAUCACCACCACGUCGCUUAUCAGAGACGAGUGCCGCUACCACUCUGGCUUUCUUCAAGCAGCAGAGCCCUCCAGAGCCUCGUCAGACCACUCUCCCACAAGCUUCACAACCGCCUGUGCCUCCACCAAUUCAUAUGCACCAACAACAUCAUCCUCAACCAUCUCAACUCCAACAUCAACUCCAACAGCAACAGCAGCAACAGCAGCAGCAGCAACAUCAACAUCAACAGCAGCAACAGCAACAACAACAACAUCAACAUCAACACCAUCUUUCACAUCAACAACAACAGCAGCAGCAUCAUCAUCAACAACACCAUCCACUCCAUCACCCUCAUCCUGCACACCCUAUUGUCGCCCAUGACCAUAUAAACGGCGUGGGUUCAAUUCGACGUAAACAAAAAUAUACCAUCAAGAAUGUCGAGGCAUGGGGCGAGCGUCACGGCCGUCCCGCAGCCCAUGAUCCUUCCGGCCGUGCUUUGUGGAAAAGGCCAUCCGACAGCAGUCUAGUAUAUCUGACCUGUCCAAUCCAGGGCUGCGCCAAAUCAGACUUUGUCACGCUGCACGGCUUCAUGUGCCAUCUGACCAAGAAACACAAAGACCGUACGCUCGGCAGCCAGUCUCGUGCGCUCGAGCUCUGCGGCAUCGUCUAUGACCCAAACGCUCCCCUUCCCCCAGUGUCAUCUACCCAACGCAGCUCAAGAGAAGAGAGCCCGUUAGACCAAAUGACCAUGGAAGGUGACGACUCACACCUCGAGUCUGAAUCCGAGGAGAGCGACGAACGCGACGAGCCAUACCCCGUGAAAAGGGAGACCAUUGAACGAUCCCUGCCCGAUGCAGAUGAACCUUCACUUGAUACACCUCCAUUCCCCAGACCCUCCAUGAACAUGAAUGGUUCUACCAAACACUCUAUAUCCUCUCUCAUCGACCGCACUCCCGAACUCGACCACAGAGAAAUCCUGGCUUCUUUGCCUUCUUCCGACCCUGCCAUGACGACUCAGGUAGCUACACCUGUGUCCAUGGAGCAGUCAGUGGUACCUGCGAAACGUAAAUAUGAAUAUACACCCCCUUCAGAAAAGGAGAACACAGAACCCGAGGGCUCUGUCGAGUAA